ACGCCAUUGGAAGAGCGCUCGAAAUAGCGGUUUGACACUGAAUGCACGCUACAUCUAUUGCUAUAUUCCAAGCGAUUCACUGUAUUCCAUCAUACUCGCGAAGGGGAAGCACGUAUUUAUUUCGUAUUUAAUACGAAUUUCGAUUUAUAUAAUAAUAACGCUCUCUGGCUAUUAUUUAACUUUCUCAUUGUUAUCUUUAAUAUUUAUCCAUCAUAUCUGAUAUCGUAUCGGUGAAUCCGUACUACUACGUAUCGAUGCAUUUUUAAUAUGGUCUUCAAUUAAAAGAAAUCAGUUAGAUAAAUUGAUCUGACGUUUGCCGCACUUUUCAAAGCCAGACGCGUUAAUAUUUUAAAAGAAGUGCUAGUGCGCAUUUAUGAAGUUCCCGUUUAUGAUAGCCGGAUCUAUGCUACGUAAUCUUUUGAAACAAUUCGUGUAUUGAUGGUGUAAUGAGUUUGACAUAUAAUUGUGUUUUCUAACAAAGCGGAGAUCUGGAUUUACUUUUAGGCGAUGUGGAGCAACGUAACGUUGUCGAGCAUGCUUGUUUAACGCAUUUCGACACGAUUGACGAAUUGAUGAAACGAUGACUUUUCAUACGGACUGACCAUUAGGAUUCCUGUUUACACGUGCUUUAAUUUCUAUCGCAGCUGUUGUACGCUAUUAUCAUGACGGGUGUCGUUCCGCUCACCGAUAAACAACUCCACCAGCUGAGUAUCUCUAUAGGGAAAGCUGUAAACCCUACAGAAACACCCGUAAAAGAGAAACAUGUGCGAAGCGCGAUUAUAGGUACACAUCAAGAGAAGGGUGGAGCGAUAUUUUGGACGUAUAUGUUACGGCAACCACUGCAAGAGAAUCAGAUCGUCGCUUGGAAAUUUUGUCAUGUGUUGCACAAGAUACUACGAGAGGGUCACGAGAAAGUGAUUCCAGAUUCCCAACGGUAUCGCAAAAGAUUGGAAGAUCUCGGGAAAUUAUGGCAACACUUGCGGGAAGGAUAUGGCCCAUUAAUUCAAUUGUACAUAAGAUUGCUGAUUACCAAGUUAGAUUUUCACAAACGAAACCCACGCAUACCCGGAAAUCUUCAAGUAACACCGGAGGAACUUGAAUCUAUAGGGGAGAACGAUAUUAAUGUCUAUUUCCAAAUGUCGGUUGAAAUGUUCGAUUACAUGGAUGACAUUUUGAAUUUACAACGUGCAGUUACCACUUCUUUGAAGAACACACCCUCCAACUCGAUGACUGUAAGUGGACAGUGUCGGCUGGCUCCACUAAUCCCCUGCGUUUUAGAUGCAUCGCAGCUUUACGAUUAUUGUGUAAAAAUAUUAUUUAAACUUCAUGGUGCUCUGCCUGCGGAUACUUUAGCCGGCCAUCGCGAUAGAUUUUCUAAACAAUUUCAAGAACUAAAGAAAUUUUACAAUACUGUUAAACAAAGACAGUAUUUUAAGCAUCUUAUAACGAUACCUGCGUUACCUGAGAAUCCACCAAACUUUUUAAUACAAUCUGAGUUUCGAGCUUAUGUUACACCGAUAGUAGUAUUACCACCAGAAGAAUCUUUGGAUUCUGACACCGUAGUUGAUCUCAUUGAUACUUCCGAUACAAGUUCCUUACCAGGUGAUCAACUAGAUUCCACGCGAAAUGGUUCGAUUUCACCCGAUGCAAUAGCAGAAAGAGAAAGUCUCAUCGAUCAUUUGCAACAGGAAAUUAAUCGACAAAGACAAGAAUUACAUCGUGUAUUGACUGAUCAUCAACGUAUCGUGGGGGAUCUUCAAAUUCGUGUUACUCAGUUGGAAUCUGAUUUGCUUCUUAAAGGUAAUGAAAUUGAACAGGAAAAGCAAGUUAAUCAAGACUUUGUCAAGCAGAAAGCAGAUAUGAUGGUGAAAGUUCAUGAAAGCGAAGAAAAAUACAAAGUCUUACAAGAGAAAUUUCAAAAAUUGAAAGAUGCAUAUUCAAAGUUCAGAGACGAACAUAUCAAUUUAAUUAGAAAGAAAGCUGAAGUGGAUAAGCAGUUAGGAACGUUAAAAAUGUCGCAACAACAAGCUGAACGACGAACGUUUGAAGCAGAACGUCGUCUUGAAGAAUUAAUACAAGGCCAAGCAAUAACAGAGCAAGAAGCACGAAAAGCCGUUGAAGCACAGCAUGAUUUGGAUGAUGUAAAACAACAACUGAAUGACGCGAAAACUGAAAACUUGGCUUUGAUUGCCAAAAAUGAUUUUAUAACUUCUGAAAAAACGGCUUUAGAAGGGGAUCUACAUGAUCUAUUAGCACAGAAAGAAGAAUUAGAUCUAAAAAUCGAAAAGUUGGAAGUUGAAGCCGAACGAUGCCGCAAUGAAAUGAAUACGUAUACACAUACUAUGUUGCAUGAAUUAUUGCUAAAUUGUAUUUCUGAAGCAGAAGAUAUUAUGCAAUACUCAUUAAGUGCUAUUGAUAAUCCAGCAAUGUCGGAUUUAACUUGCACUUCUCAAUAUCUUGAAAAAUUAGAAGACCCUAUUCUAAAAUCGUUAGAUACUUUAGAUGCAGCAUAUACCGGUUAUGUAUGUGAUACAACGAAUGGAAAAGUACUCAUUAAAAGUGCAAUACAUGUUGCAUAUAUUUUGGGGCUUUAUAUUAUUCACGCCAAAUCUACGUCCAAUACUACAUCUAAUAUUGCAUUGGGCGACAAAUUGACUGACGAGUGUAAACAGUUAGGAUUACAAUCAUUGACUAUGUUUAAUCAUAUAAGAGAAAAAUCACCUGUGACUGUGGGUCAAAUCAACGAAGUAAAACAGCAAUUUAAGAAAGUGUGUGAUCUUGCCGCUACAUUGUCUAAUGGACAAGGCACUGUUGAAGUUAUUGGGAAUUUAGUAGAAAUGGAAUUAUUAAGUAUGGAUAAAGCAAUAGAAGAAGCUGCAAAUAGAAUACAAGAUAUGAUAGAGAAAUCUCGUGCAGCAGAUUCGGGAUUAAAAUUAGAAGUGAAUGGAAAAAUUCUGGAUUCUUGUACAGAGUUAAUGAAAUGUAUAAGAAUGCUAGUUAAAAAAUCACGACUGUUGCAAGCAGAAAUUGUAGAACAAGGGAAGGGCACUGCCUCUGCAACAGAAUUUUAUAAACGUAAUCAUCAAUGGUCCGAAGGACUUAUAUCUGCAGCUAAAGCAGUAGCAAUGGGUGCUAAUCUCCUGCUAGAAGCUGCAGAUAAGGUUGUUGCUGGCAAUGGUAAAUUUGAACAACUAGUGGUUGCAUCCCAGGGAAUAGCUGCAUCUACAGCGCAGUUGGUAGUUGCAAGUAGAGUAAAAGCCAAUAGAAAUAGCUCUAACUUAGCUGCACUUUCUGAAGCAUCAAGGGAUGUAACACAAGCAACAGGAAGUGUUGUUGCAACUGCUAAAAAUUGUAGUCAACUUGUUGAAGAAAAUGAUGACUUAGAUAUUUCUGGACUAACUUUACAUCAAGCCAAACGAUUAGAAAUGGAAGCACAAGUACAUGUACUGGAAUUAGAGCAAGCUCUGGAGACUGAAAGAUUACGCUUAGCUGCUUUACGUCGCUAUCAUUAUCAACUUGAAGGCGAGAAAGAAUAAUCAAUUUUUGCUAACGUCUAUAUGAGAUUCAUGUUGAUAACAGAAUUUCUCAUAGGCACUAAACAGUAUUGAACAAAAUGUUUAUAAAUGGAAAGUAAAUAAUUAAAUUCCAUUAUAAAAUAAUAUAUUGCAAAAAGGAAAUCUAUUUGGAUUGUCCGAAUUAUUGUAAUAUUUGCAUGUUUAAUGUUUAAUAAAUACAAUUUUAUUUCUUUUUAA
Molecule: messenger RNA, 3752 nt
Organism: Bombus pascuorum
Lineage: Eukaryota; Metazoa; Arthropoda; Insecta; Hymenoptera; Apidae
Gene: Hip1
Product: huntingtin-interacting protein 1
Exons: 19
Coding region: 663-3536 (957 amino acids)
Biological process (GO): actin filament organization; clathrin coat assembly; endocytosis
Cellular component (GO): actin cortical patch; clathrin-coated vesicle
Molecular function (GO): phosphatidylinositol-3,4-bisphosphate binding; clathrin-cargo adaptor activity; phosphatidylinositol-3,5-bisphosphate binding
Source: RefSeq, a predicted model, not a curated record